Callorhinchus milii (elephant shark) is the source of this 1880-nucleotide messenger RNA. RefSeq names its product syntaxin binding protein 2 (gene stxbp2). Gene Ontology annotation, molecular function: syntaxin-3 binding. The record is from RefSeq and is a predicted model, not a curated record. Bases 33 to 1805 code for a protein of 590 amino acids. Gene Ontology annotation, cellular component: secretory granule; plasma membrane. The transcript is spliced from 19 exons. Gene Ontology annotation, biological process: vesicle-mediated transport; neurotransmitter secretion; intracellular protein transport. NCBI's taxonomy places the organism in Eukaryota, Metazoa, Chordata, Chondrichthyes, Chimaeriformes, Callorhinchidae.
AGGAAGUGACGCGCGUGGCCACGGAAAACAAGAUGGCGCCGGUGGGUCUGAAGGCCGUCGUCGGAGAGAAAAUCCUAAGUGGAGUAAUCAAGAAUUUGAAGAAAGAUGGAGAAUGGAAGGUUCUGCUCGUGGAUCAUCUCAGUAUGAAGAUCUUGUCCUCCUGCUGUAAGAUGUCCGACAUCAUGGCGGAAGGCAUCACCAUUGUUGAAGAUAUCAACAAGCGCCGGGAGCCAAUUCCUAGCUUGGAGGCCAUUUAUUUGAUUACACCGUCGGAAAAGUCCGUGAGAGCGCUGAUGGCUGAUUUCAAAGACACUCCAACAUUCAUGUACAAAGCAGCCCACGUUUUCUUCACUGAUACUUGCCCCAGGGACCUGUUCACUGAGCUGGGAAAAUCGCGGUGCACCAAAGUCAUCAAAACUCUCAAGGAGAUUCACGCUUCCUUCCUCCCUCACGAAUCCCAGGUUUACUCGCUGGACGCUGCACAGUCAUUCCAUUCCUUCUUCAAGCUCAAAGCCAUCGACAACAACAGCAUGAUGGAAGAUCUUGCUGAACAGAUAGCGACACUGUGUGAAACACUGAAAGAAUAUCCAGCCGUUAGAUUCAGGAAGGGCCCGGAAAUCAACUCCGUACUCGCCAAUCUGGUCCACGAUAAACUGAACGCGUACAAAGCAGAUAAUCCCAACAUGGGAGAGGGACCUGACAAAGCUCGCUCACAGCUGCUGAUAGUGGACCGAGGCUAUGACCCGGUGUCGCCCAUCCUACAUGAGCUCACUCUGCAGGCCAUGGCUUACGACCUGCUCCCGAUCAACCAGGAUAUUUACUCGUACGAUACGACGGGGGUGGGAGACUCGCGAGUGAAGGAGGCCCUUCUGGACGAAGACGAUGAUCUCUGGGUGAAACUCCGUCACCUCCACAUCGCUGACGUGUCCAAAAAAGUAACGGAGUUACUGAAGACAUUCUGUGAAAGCAAAAGGCUGACGACUGAUAAGGCUAAUCUGCGGGAUUUGUCUCACAUACUAAAGAAAAUGCCUCAGUAUCAAAAGGAGCUGAGCAAAUACUCCACAUACUUGCACUUGGUAGAAGAUUGCAUGAAGUUCUUCAAGGGCUCGGUCGAAAAGAUGUGUAAAGUUGAACAGGACCUUGCGAUGGGGACGGACGCAGAGGGGGAGAAGGUCAAAGAUCCCAUGAAGAUCAUUGUGCCAAUACUGUUGGACAGCACCGUCAAGUCCCUCGACAAGAUCAGGAUUAUCCUCCUCUACAUCUUACACAAGAACGGCAUCUCCGAGGAGAACAUCACCAAACUUAUCCAGCACGCCAACAUCCAAGAGGACAGCAAUAUCAUCAAGAACGUGGAGUACCUGGGCGCCACCAUCAUUUCCGGGACGGGAUCCGGUGGGAAGUCUAAACUCGAGAGGAAACAGCAAACCGGGUCGACCUACCAGCUCUCCAGAUGGGUGCCGGUCAUCAAAGAUGUUAUGGAGGAAGCCACGGAGGAGAAGCUGGACAAAAAACACUGGCCGUUUGUUUCGGACCCAGCUCCCACCGCACCCACCCAACCGGUCGUCAGCAGCGUUCGCUUUCAGUGGCACAAGAACAAGACGGAGGCCGAGUACAGGACCGGCCCCCGGCUGAUCAUCUUCAUCAUCGGGGGCGUCUCCAUGUCCGAGAUGCGCUGUGCGUACGAGGUCACCAAACAGACGGACAACAAGUGGGAGGUGUUGAUCGGGUCCACUCACAUCCUGACCCCGGAAGUUUUCCUGGAAAAUCUGAGGAGUCUGGACAAGCCCUCCGAGCCCCAGACAUGAGCCGGUUUGUGACCUGCCGUCUUCAACACCUCCUGGAAUCAUCUGAGCGUAAUUCCCCCCCCACCCCCUCUCUGC